This is a messenger RNA of Mesocestoides corti, 2673 nucleotides long. The record is from the annotation of a GenBank genome assembly. NCBI's taxonomy places the organism in Eukaryota, Metazoa, Platyhelminthes, Cestoda, Cyclophyllidea, Mesocestoididae.
AUGGAGCACACUUACCGCAACAACGCCGGCCGCUUCCGCCUGGAGGCCGGUGUCCAGAAGUUUCUUCCGCCAACGGCUCCUCCUCCUGCGCUUAGUGCAAGUGCGAGUGUGUCUUCUCCUCCCUGCACUUCAUCCUCUCGCCGUCUUCCACAAUGGUUCUUUUCCGGCUCCGCAACCAUUGACUCCAGAGAACUCCUCCUUCGAAAAGUCACUCUUCAGGAAAGUUGUCCCAGCAUUCACCUUCUCUCCGGUGGCGGUCCGAGAAGUGUCGCCACUACGCCUGGUCCCUUAAAAAAGCCGCACAGCUCCUCCGCCCCCAACGAAGGUAUCACUGGUGCGGAAAGCGUCUUAUCUCCACCGACUCCUGUUUUGGGGAUGCUACGAAAAAGGAAUGUUGGCAGAAGACGACCCUCAUUGUCUGGUGGGGGACCUGUUCAUUUAGAGAAUCCCGAACGAGAAACAAGGUGGUAUUUCAAAUACUUCCUUGGAAAAGCACACAGGAUAUUCUGUGGCAAUAUAUCUGAGAAGGAUCCACUCCUUCUGGCGAUCGUCAAGUCGGAAUUUGAAGCUGAGGGCCUCCGUCAGUACCGUGCUAUAUUGUGGACGAAGUUUGGUAGUCAAAAACUGUGCAUUUCUAAUAGUUUCACAAACUCGGUUUCACCCAAGAAAAUCCUCUGUCUCUUUGAUAUCCACAGACUUGAGAAGGGCCUGAAAGAGAUCAUUCACUACGAAGCCCAGAGGGAAGCUCUUACCCUGGAGGAGCAGGAGUUUGGAGUCCUCUAUUGCAUGGAUGGACAAACAUCAGACGAAGAAAUGUACAAUAACGAGAAUGGAAGUCCGCAAUAUCAGGCCUUUUUGCGACUACUUGGUGACCGAAUAACACUCAAAAACUGGGACCGAUUCAAGGGCGGUCUUGAUACGAAAACUGAAACUACUGGCAUCGAAUCAGUGUACACUAUAUAUGAGGGUCAUGAAAUAAUGUUCCAUGUUUCUACCUUGCUUCCUAUUUCAACUGACAAUCGUCAGCAGGCAAACGGACCUUAUCGCAGAGCCUUUAGUGAAAUCGUCCAAGAUUCGGCUGAGGGUUCGCCAUCCACUAAAGACCAAAAUAGAAACGACGCGUUCAUUCGCUUUGGGCAGCCUUGGCAGCCCAGGCGAUUGCACAUGAAAAUGCACGGUGACAUCUCUUGCGGUGACGCCUGGGGCAAAGUCCUACUUACUUGUGUCGAUGGUGGAGUCUACGCUCUGGAAGAACAUCAGCAACCUCUCCUUCUCAUCGACAAAAGUGUUGAUGUGAAACAGCUGAAGGUAGCCGAAUCCUUUGGCAUUAUGAUUCUCCGCCACGACAAAGGUCGCGAAUCACGGAUAUCUGUGCUGCAAUUAAGUGAUUUACCCCUCGCAGAAGUUGUUGAUCGUGGUCUUGUAAAACGGCACACACUGGACCGAUCAAGAGGUUGUCACCUAUUCUCAACAAGUACCUCAGCAACGAGACCGCUACGUCUCGUAUUGGCAGUUGGUAGACGUCUUUUAAUCUACCAGUGGCAGGUGGAGAUUACUGGCCGAUCGUUGUCCUCGUGGAACCAAUUUACGUACUCCGAACUCACUGCCCGGUUUGUCUUUGUCCGUGAAGUCCCCACCAGCGAGGUCGUGCAGGUGCUGAGCAUCCUUGAUAGCAACAUGGGCGGUCGCAUUUGUGCAGGCUACCGGAACCAAUUUGACUUGCUUGAUGAACGCACUGGUGAGACGCUGCACCUCUAUAAAACAGAAAAUGGUAAAAGCCAAGCCGUUGCCGUUGUGGAGAUGCGUUCUGACGAUGAUUUGGAGCUUCUGCUUUGUUUUAAUCGCAACUGCUACUUACAAAGAAUCACAAAGAGGAAUUUACCGUUCCACGCUCACUCAGAUCUUUUCAAUGUCUGUUCAUCCCUCGAGGUGCUGGAGCACCAAAUUGUUGACGGAAAUAGCUCAACCUCUCCGCUGAUAAAGCCUUGUUUGACAAGCAAUCGUAUUCAAACAACUGCUACAACGGAUUAUAACUUUUCGUGGAACUUCGAGCCAAAGCAUAUUGUCCUCGCACACCCCUACAUCCUUGCAUUUACCGAAAGUGCUAUCGAGUUUCGCCUACUUCUGAACGGAAGCCUUGUGCACACAAUGACUGUUCCAAACUGUAUCCUGCUCUCGUCGAAACAUGAUAUUUAUUUCGCGUCGAGCUCGGAAGCAUUACACCAAAGCGUCCUUUCCAGUAGUAUCUGUCGCCCACCACCAUUAAUGCUGCUACAGACGCCUGAAAUCCCACAACCUGCACGACAUGUCCGUCUCAGCCAACGGAUCGGAAGUCCCCAUUUGCAUGAAAGAUCCAGCUCUGGUGAUAGUUCACUUGAAUAUUCGGGUGUAGUCGCUGCUACGCGCACUCCACCGCAAGGAGGCUCUCAGGACACGAGUAAUCCACCAUCAACCUGUCUGGCAAUGGGCUCUUCAGAAGGCGGGGGAAGUCAGCACCAUGCCAUUCGCUACAUCUACUGCAUUCCCCUACAGACGCUUACGGGUCGUCACUACGACGGUAGCCCCGACAGAAGUAGCUGUGAAUCCCCAAAUCCCAUAAGAGUGCUCGAGAAAAUACGGGAUAUUCGCGAUAACCCAGACACGCUGCAGUUCUUCCCGAUUUCGCCUUCCUAA